UUAAAAAUAAAUGAAAAUUUAACAAGAAAGGUGGUUGACGUUGGAAGAAUGCAACCCCAGUCUCCUCCUCUUUGUCCCAAAUUUUAAUUUUUUAGAAGAUUUUUCUCAAAUUCCCUGAAUCUAUUCCAUCUUUUUUUAAGGGUUUGUUUUUUAAUGGAUUUAAUUGUUUUAAGGUGUUGAGGGUUAAUGUCAUGUUGAGGAGAAGAUUUGAGUUGUGAUUUGGUGGAGGUGUUUAUCCCAAAUGAGCAAUCCGCAGGAGUAUCUCUAUCUCACCAAUCUUCCAGCUUCUCCUCGUCCAGUGGGAAGGUUGGAAAAUCUAUUGAAUCGACCUGUUUCUUCAGCUCCAUUAAACCGGCUAGAGUAUCUCUUGAGUCAACAGGGCAAUAAAUUUUGUGCUGAUUGUGGUUCUCCAGAUCCAAAAUGGGUGUCAUUGAGUAUUGGAGUAUUUAUUUGUAUCAAGUGUUCUGGAGUUCACAGAAGUCUCGGAGUGCAUAUAUCAAAGGUACUAUCUGUGAAGUUAGAUGAAUGGACGAAUGAACAGAUUGAGAUAUUGAUUAACCAUGGUGGAAAUGCUGUAGUGAAUGCAAAAUACGAAGCAUUUAUACCUGAAAAUAUUAAAAAACCAAAACCAGAUUCUCCUGCAGAUGAGCGAUCUGAUUUCAUCAGGAGAAAGUACGAGCUUCAACAAUUUCUGAACCCUAAUUCACAGAUAGCACCAGGAACAUCUUGUAAUUUGAGCUUAGGCUCUCAUAGCAAUGGUUCAGGCAGUAAACAAUAUGAAAAACAACAUACCGGCCUCCGUCAUGGGCUUGGUCAAGCAUUUAGGAAUAGCUGGAGAAGAAAGGAGUCAGAACAGAAGGCAGCCAAGAAAACGAUGGGCAUGGUAGAAUUUGUAGGAUUGAUCAAGGUAAAUAUUGUGCGAGGCACCAACCUGGCCGUUAGGGAUGUGAUGACAAGUGACCCGUAUGUCAUCCUAUCAUUGGGGCACCAAUCAAUGAAAACUAGAGUUAUAAAGAGCAACUUAAAUCCUGUGUGGAAUGAAAGGUUAAUGUUGUCUAUUCCUGAUCCCAUCCCACCUCUAAAGUUGCUAGUGUAUGAUAAGGAUACAUUCUCAACAGACGAUCACAUGGGUGAGGCAGAAAUCGACAUCCAGCCAUUGGUAUCAGCAGCUAAAGCAUAUGAAAACUCGACAAUCUCUGAGUCUAUGCAGUUAGGGAAAUGGCUAGCUAGUGACGACAACACUUUAGUCAAAGACAGUGUGAUCUACCUAAUGGACGGCAAAGUGAAGCAAGAUAUCACCCUCAGGCUGAAAAAAGUUGAGCGGGGUCAUUUGGAGAUUGAACUGGAAUGUGUUCCCCUCAGUCAAUAAUAAUGACCAAGGGCAAAAACUAUGGAAAGACAAACAGUCAGUAUAGUAUCGUAUUAAUACAAACUAUGGGGCUUGAUUUCCCCGAAGAUUGUUAGCUUUCGGCCACCAUGAGCUGUGUUAUAUGCUGUAUUUUGUGCCAACCUUUUAAAAAUUAACACUUUGGAAAGAAAAGUUUGUAUAGAAGGUCUUUGUGUAAAUUCUAAGACACCCCAGCUCGAAUGAUAUCAAGUUGAAAAUAUAUUUGAUUGUUAGAUGUGAAA
Dioscorea cayenensis subsp. rotundata (Guinea yam) is the source of this 1629-nucleotide messenger RNA. Its product is annotated as probable ADP-ribosylation factor GTPase-activating protein AGD11. The record is from RefSeq and is a predicted model, not a curated record. Gene Ontology annotation, molecular function: GTPase activator activity; phospholipid binding. Bases 242 to 1369 code for a protein of 375 amino acids. The transcript has 9 exons. NCBI's taxonomy places the organism in Eukaryota, Viridiplantae, Streptophyta, Magnoliopsida, Dioscoreales, Dioscoreaceae.